GAACAAUUUCUUCUUUUUCUGACCACUACCAUCGUCACCAGGAAAGAAGCAAGCAAACAAACAAUCUUGUAUGCUUGUGGAACAAUUUCUUCUUCUUUCUUCAACUCUUAUCACUUUUGGCUCACUUUUGGCCUUGCUGAAAUUCAUCUUACGUUCCUUCCCGAAUCAGGUCUCCAGAAUAUCCCUCUUGCACGAUUUGGAUAAAUCAACUGAUAUAAUGGAUCCUAAUACAAUUUUAGCCUUCAUCGUUGGUCUUGUGGCCUCGAUCGGUGUUUUGAUUUGGAUCAAUGCAGGAAAAGCCAAACCGGUCUUGAACCCCAAAGAAUGGCAAUCGUUCAAAUUGAUGGAACGCAAAGAUGUUUCCGAUAACACCGCAGUUUACAGAUUCAGAUUGCCAUCCGAUCAAAGCAUUUUGGGUUUGCCAAUCGGUCAACAUAUCAGUCUUCAAGCUAACAUUGACGGCAAAAACGUUCAACGUAGUUACACACCCGUCAGCAGUGAUGACGAAAGGGGAUUCUUUGAUUUGAUGAUCAAAACAUACCCAAAUGGAAACAUUUCGAAACAUAUGAGCACUCUCAAAGUUGGUGAUAAAAUGCAAGUUAAAGGUCCAAAAGGUCAAAUGAGAUAUUCGCCUGACUUGUGCCGUAGAAUCGGUAUGCUUGCCGGAGGAACGGGUAUCACACCAAUGUUACAAAUCAUUCGUGCAAUGGCCAAAAAUCCAAAGGAUAACACAAAAAUUGAUUUGAUCUACGCAAACGUUAAGGAGAAUGAUAUCUUGUUGCGUAAAGAAUUGGAUGAUUUGGCCGAAAAGUCUCCAGAGCGUUUCACCGUUCACUACUUCUUGAACGAACCACCACAGGGAUGGAAGUACGGCUCUGGUUUCGUAUCAAAGGAAGCCAUUGAGGAGAAAUUCCCAAAACCAGCUGAUGAUAUCAAAAUUUUGCUUUGUGGUCCUCCACCAAUGAUCAACGCAAUGAAGAAGCAUCUUGAUGAACUUGGCUACGAGAAGCCAAACACGAUCAGCAAAUUGCACGAUCAAGUCUUCAGCUUCUAAGCUGCUUACAAAGCGGAGGAAUUGCGCCCUGAUGUUAAGGCAUCAGAAGCAGAAGUGUGCCCAACUUUAUUGGAAUAAGGAACGUUCUUGUGUCCAGUAUUGUGAGGGCAACGAAAACAGUAGGUUAUACCACACAAAUUAUGUCGAAGUGAGCGAAGCAAACUGAAUCGUUAACGAUGAAGUCGAAGAAGAAAGGAACAGAGAUGGAUUUAGGUGCGAAAAAGAUGCGAAAAUAGAUUAUCAAUAAUGUCCAUAGUGUACAUCUCGAUUAUUUCUUUUUUUUUUUUAUUAUUAAUACAUCAAAUCUUCAUCUAUU
Meira miltonrushii is the source of this 1370-nucleotide messenger RNA. Its product is annotated as ferredoxin reductase-like protein. Gene Ontology annotation, molecular function: oxidoreductase activity. Lineage: Eukaryota; Fungi; Basidiomycota; Exobasidiomycetes; Exobasidiales; Brachybasidiaceae. The transcript has a single exon. The record is from RefSeq and is a predicted model, not a curated record. The coding region runs from base 71 to 1054 and encodes 327 amino acids.